UCAGAGUGACAGCUCGACGUUCUUGGUCUCGGCUGCAUACUCUAAACUAGACAAUUACAAAAAAACAACAGUAUUUAUUCACUUACUAUUUCAAACCAUCACAGUUUUUAAACAAAUGAGCAGUGUACAAAGUAACCAUCAUGCCUCCAGCCCCUUGUGUAGUGGUAAUAAAUCCAAAAAGUCCAAAACCGAUAUAUUACGGGCCGCUGUAGGACGUGUCUAUUUGAAGCAAAAGAACUUUGUGGGUUCCGAGAAGUACCGCAAAAGUGAUUUUUCCUUGUUGCAAAAUAAAAAGAAUUUUGCUUUGCAAAAAAUGAUUGACUCCGAUUUGCAUGGCGGCAAUUCUUUUGUCUACUCGAAUGUAUUGUGUCUGACCAACAAUUACAACAUGGUUGAUCAACAGUUUGCCAAGUUUUCCCAGUUCAUAGAAUCUCAGCCGGAGGACAUGCGUAUGGAAUUGAAACGCUUCUAUGCUCCAUUAUUGUGCCAUUUAUAUGUGGAGCUGAUAAAAGGACGAGAGACAAAGGCAGCCGUUGAUUUCCUGCGAAAAUACUCACAUUUGGUGGCGGCUGUUGAUACCUAUGAGGCUCCGUUUCCCACCAAAAUCAAUGGUUGUUCUGUCCCUUCGACUGAUAUGAAUAUGGAAUCGGGUUGGCAACAUUUAAACAUACGCUUUGCACGUGAAGCCUUUGCGGAGGAUGAUGUCGAAUUGGAUUUCUUUAUGAAACUUAUACAAAAACUUUCGGCCUGUCAAAAGUUGGAGACAUUGGAACAAGAUGCUGAAGUGGCCCAAUAUAGAUCAUCAAAAUACGAAAUACACACCAGCGAAGCUGUUGUAAAUGCUUUGAAGGCAUUUUUGGAAAAGCGUGGCCAUGUUUUAAUAUUAAAUCUCAUAUACACAUGGAUUCAUGUCCACAUAAUAGACAAUGAAGUAAAACAGUUGGCGGAGGAUACACUAUUCAUGCCAACGGAGGAAACUCAAGAUGAAAACGAUGACGAGAUGACAUUGGUCAAGCCAAAGUCUCACACCUCGUCCAGUGAAAGAAAUACAAAUAAGAGACCAGCUGAGGAACCUGCAGUUGGAGACUCACAGCAAAUUAAAACCGAAAUAGAUGCCAAUGAGACCAAAGAUGUGUUGCACAAUGUCAAAGACUGUAUGAAAACAUUGAAGGAGUCUAGAGAACAGAUGUUUAAAAAUCCUUUAGAGUUUCCAAGAAUAGUGAAAAUCGCAGACAAAAAUCAAGGUUUAACCUCAGCUUGCAUGGAUCCCCUGGAAUGCCAUUUAGUAGCCGGUUUUAACAACUCAGUCAUACAGCUAUGGGAAUUGAAUCAGCAUUCGACACGAGGGAAAAAUCUCUAUGAACGUCUCACUACUUCACACUGUCGUUGGAAUUUGAAUAAUUUCUGCGAAGAAAAUGAGGAUGAAAUGGACGAGAGCAUAAAAGAGAUGCACAAAAGCAAAAAUCUGCAAGAGGAAUAUCUAAAGGAAAAGUAUUAUGAGAAGAAAUAUGAAGAUAAUUCAUACAAUUUCUAUGGCGGUGUCACGUUACGGGGCCACGGUGCCGGAGUAACUGAUGUGCGAUUCUCCCAACAUUAUCCUAUCAUUUAUAGCACUUCCAAAGACAAAACUAUGCGUUGUUGGAAGGCUGCCAAUCUUCAAUGUGCUGGAAUUUAUCGAGGUCACCACUACCCCAUUUGGUGUAUGGAUGAGAGUCUAGUGGGAAUGUAUGUGGCUACAGGUUCCAAAGAUUUGACAGCACGAUUGUGGUCACUGGAAAGGGAGUUUCCUCUCAUCACAUAUGCUGGCCAUACUCAGGAUGUAGAGUGUCUGGCCUUUCAUCCCAAUGGAAAUUAUAUUGCCACAGGCUCAUCAGACUCCUCUGUACGUUUGUGGUGUGUCACUAGUGGAAAAUUAAUGCGAGUAUUUUCGGAUUGUAAACAGCCAGUUUGUAGCAUCACAUUUAGCCCUGAUGGCAAAAUGUUGGCAGCAGGCGGCGAAGAAACAAAGAUAAGAAUAUUCGAUUUGGCUGCAGGCUCCCAGCUCAAUGAACUUAAAGAUCAUACAGCGACUGUUACAAAUAUUGUGUGGAGUUCUAAUGGACGGCAUUUGGCUUCAGGAUGCCGCGAUGGCAGCCUUCGAGUGUGGGAUGUUAAGAAACUUUCAGCCAUGAGUGAGAGCAGUUCCUCUUCUUCAUCUUCCUCAACUACAUUAAAUCGGAUAAUUGCUUUGCCUACCAGUUGUCAGCGUUUGGUGAAAGUCACUUUCACCAACAAUGAUUGUAUUUCCUGUCUAGGAACGUAAGCGGAAAAAUUAUUUUGUUUUUGUUUAUUUCACAUAUAAAGAGACUGUUUUAUGUUGUAAUUUAAGACCUUUUAGUAAUAAAGAUAAAUAGACGUAAAAAGGCA
Stomoxys calcitrans (stable fly) is the source of this 2406-nucleotide messenger RNA. RefSeq names its product TAF5-like RNA polymerase II p300/CBP-associated factor-associated factor 65 kDa subunit 5L (gene wda). The transcript is spliced from 7 exons. Lineage: Eukaryota; Metazoa; Arthropoda; Insecta; Diptera; Muscidae. The record is from RefSeq and is a predicted model, not a curated record. Gene Ontology annotation, molecular function: protein binding; RNA polymerase II general transcription initiation factor activity. The coding region runs from base 116 to 2302 and encodes 728 amino acids.